Sitodiplosis mosellana (orange wheat blossom midge) is the source of this 2213-nucleotide messenger RNA. It is a transcript of the gene Trhn, whose product is annotated as tryptophan 5-hydroxylase 1. Gene Ontology annotation, biological process: aromatic amino acid metabolic process; serotonin biosynthetic process. Lineage: Eukaryota; Metazoa; Arthropoda; Insecta; Diptera; Cecidomyiidae. Gene Ontology annotation, cellular component: neuron projection. The transcript is spliced from 11 exons. The record is from RefSeq and is a predicted model, not a curated record. Gene Ontology annotation, molecular function: iron ion binding; tryptophan 5-monooxygenase activity. Bases 446 to 2065 code for a protein of 539 amino acids.
CAUUUGCAACAGUUUAUUUUCAGCGUUGUUACGAAUCAAACCGUUUGAAAAACGUUUGUCGAAUCGAACGGAAUCAUUGAGUGUGUGUUGAAGAAGAUUUUUUUUGGUCUAUAAUUUCCGUUGCUGUUUGUGGAGUUGUUCUACAUAAAGUCAUUAGUGCAAAAUAAAUGUGCAAGUGGUUGAGUGCAAAAAAGUCACACGAAUAAAUAAAAGAGCAAAUAUUUAACAUAGAAUAUCAAUACCGUUAAGAGGGAUACCACUUAAGUAAAACUAAUCUUGCAACUGGAAGACAAAGUGUACUUUGGUUGUGGUUGUGGUUGUGGUGCCGAUAGAGAGAGAAAAAUCGUCAAAAAAGUGGAAAAAAAACGAGUGAAUCAGUAAACAAAGGAGGAUUUUUGGUUGUUUGCUCAAACGAAAAAUACAUAAAACGUGUAUAAAGUGAAAAAUGAGUGGCUCUGGCAAAGGAUUGUUGGGUUUAUGGUUGUAUAGAAGUGGUGAACAAGAGUGGGCAGUUAAAGAAGGAAGUCCCUUGCAUAAUCAAGAUGACUUGGUGACGUCAUCGGCAUCGAACGAUAGAUUGAAACGACAAGAAAAUGUGUCGCCAGUGGAUAAAACAUCCAUUAUCUUCACAUUGAACAACCAAGUGGGUGGAUUGGCCCGAGCGCUACAAGUGUUUCAAGAGCUCGGUAUCAAUGUGUUGCAUUUGGAAUUGCAAAACACUAGAUCGGACGUUGAUCAGGCCGAAGUAUUCGUUGAUAUUGAGUGCGAUCCAAAGCAUUUGGAUAGAGUAAUCCGAUUACUUAAACGGGAAGUUCGAUCGGUGAGCUAUGCUUCGGCUCAGGUCAAUGACGAGUUUCCGCCCCCAACGCCUCUUUCAGCAUGCUCCUCGUUCGACUUUGGUGACAUUUUCUGGUUUCCACGGAAAAUUUCGGAUUUGGAUAAAGUGCAAAACGUGUUAAUGUAUGGAACGGAACUUGAUGCUGACCAUCCUGGAUUCAAGGAUCCUAUUUAUCGCAAAAGACGCGAACAAUUUGCCUCUAUUGCCAAUUCAUACAAACAUGGAAAUCCAAUUCCGAAAAUUCAAUACACGCCCGAAGAAAUCAAAACUUGGGGCAUCGUUUUUCGUGAGCUCCAUCGAUUAUAUACAUUGCAUGCCGUACCGGAGUACAUGGAAAAUUGGCCGCAAUUGGUCAAAUAUUGCGGCUAUCGCGAAGACAAUUUGCCCCAGUUGCAAGAUGUCAGUAAUUUUUUGAAACGAAAAACGGGCUUUCAAUUGCGUCCAGUUGCCGGCUAUCUAUCACCAAGAGACUUCUUGUCUGGCUUGGCGUUCCGUGUUUUCCAUUGCACUCAGUACAUUAGACACUCGUCGGAUCCCUUUUAUACACCGGAACCGGAUUGUUGCCAUGAACUGCUCGGUCACAUGCCAUUGCUGGCUAAUCCCAGUUUUGCACAAUUCUCCCAAGAAAUUGGCUUGGCCAGCUUGGGUGCAACCGAUGCAGACAUAGAUAAAUUGGCCACGCUUUAUUUUUUCACGGUGGAAUUUGGAUUGUGUCGACAAAAAGACGGUUCAUUCAAAGUGUACGGCGCAGGGCUUUUGUCAUCAGUUGCCGAACUUCAACAUGCUCUUGAAACGACAGAUAAAAUUAAACGAUUCGAUCCAGAAGUGACUUGCGAGGAGGAAUGCAUCAUCACUUCAUAUCAAAAUGCUUAUUACUAUACCGAUUCAUUCGAAGAAGCUAAGGACCGAAUGAGAAUUUAUGCCGAAAAUAUUCAACGUCCGUUCGGUGUGAAAUACAAUCCAUACACACAAACGGUUGACGUACUUUCGAAUGCAAAACGAAUAACGGCUGCAGUGAGUGAACUUCGGGGUGAUCUGAGCAUUGUCUCAUCGGCGUUGCGAAAAGUUUCAGCAUUAGAUCAAGAUUUAGAUGUGGAGAAAAUUACUCAAAUGCUUCAAUCGGGCUUACAGGUUGGAGAUCGAAGCCCAGUUAGCCCCGAUUCGGAUGGCUCACAAGAUGGUUCCAAUAAAACAAAUGACAACACGGAUGAAGACAUCCAGGAAUAAUUAUACUGAAUUUGUGACUGAAUGAAGUAUGACCAAAUUGAGAAGGACUAAAUUACAGAACUAAAACCAAAAAAAAAAAGAAAAUCAUAGAAAUUAUAAUAAGUGUAAUCAAAGUUAAUGUUGUUUGAAUAUCUGUGUCACUGUCAAC